Messenger RNA from Theobroma cacao (cacao), 2779 nucleotides. RefSeq names its product HCO3- transporter family. Gene Ontology annotation, biological process: monoatomic ion homeostasis; monoatomic anion transport; transmembrane transport. Gene Ontology annotation, molecular function: solute:inorganic anion antiporter activity. NCBI's taxonomy places the organism in Eukaryota, Viridiplantae, Streptophyta, Magnoliopsida, Malvales, Malvaceae. The record is from RefSeq and is a predicted model, not a curated record. Gene Ontology annotation, cellular component: plasma membrane.
UUUUUCCUUGAAUGCUACUAACUUUUUUGAGCCUCCUUUACUACAAGCUUGAAUGUAGUAUUUGUUUUCUUGCUGUUGUGCACUGACAGUGAUGUUCAUUUCAUUCUCUGUUGACCCACAUUACUCUCAGCCUCAAAAGUCUACAGUCAAAUUCCCUCAACUCCUUUGUUUCAGGCCUAUAUAUUUGGAGCUUUCCUUGCAACUCUUCUCUGUGUCCACAUUUCUCUGAGAAGAUUUAAUAUUGUGUGUACCUCCAAUGACCAGCUUCUACAUACCAUAAUGGCACUAUGAAUGUUGUAUCUUUGCAACAACUUCUAAACUUCUAGCACCAUAGUUCCAGAAUUCAAGAGAGCGCUUAGUUGUCUUAGUUCUCAUAACAAACAAUGGAAGAGAGCUUUGUUCCAUUUCGUGGAAUCAAGAAUGACCUUCGAGGGAGACUGAAGUGCUACAAGCAAGACUGGACUGGUGGUUUCGGGGCAGGUUUCAGGAUUUUGGCCCCCACCACAUAUAUAUUUUUCGCAUCAGCAAUUCCUGUUAUUUCAUUUGGAGAACAGUUGGAAAGAGAUACAGAUGGGGUUCUCACAGCAGUCCAAACGUUGGCCUCCACUGCACUGUGUGGAAUAAUACACUCUAUCAUCGGAGGUCAGCCUUUGCUGAUCCUUGGAGUUGCAGAGCCAACUGUAAUUAUGUACACAUUUAUGUUCAAUUUUGCCAAGAAUAGGCCGGAUUUGGGAUCAGAGCUCUUUCUUGCAUGGACUGGAUGGGUGUGCGUGUGGACUGCGAUCUUGCUGUUCCUGCUGGCUAUCUUAGGAGCUUGCUCCAUUAUCAACAGAUUUACUCGUCUUGCUGGGGAGUUGUUUGGCCUUCUUAUUGCAAUGCUCUUCAUGCAGCAAGCUAUUAAGGGCCUUGUUGAUGAGUUUCGCAUACCUGAAAGAGAAAAUCCAAAGUUGCUUGAGUUUCAACCUUCAUGGAGAUUUGCAAAUGGGAUGUUCGCUUUGGUUUUGUCAUUUGGCCUUCUGCUUACUGCAUUAAGAAGCCGAAAAGCACGAUCUUGGCGAUAUGGAUCUGGAUCAUUGCGAGGCUUCAUAGCAGACUAUGGUGUGCCAUUGAUGGUUCUGGUCUGGACGGCUAUUUCUUUUGUACCAGCAGGAACUAUUCCAAAAGCAAUUCCAAGGCGCCUCUUCAGUCCCAAUCCAUGGUCACCAGGUGCAUAUGAGAACUGGACUGUCAUCAAGGAUAUGCUAAAGGUUCCAGUGCUCUACAUAAUUGGAGCUUUCAUUCCAGCAACAAUGAUCGCCGUCCUGUAUUAUUUUGACCACAGUGUAGCUGCUCAACUCGCUCAGCAGAAGGAAUUCAAUUUGAGAAAGCCACCUUCUUUUCAUUAUGAUUUACUUCUUCUGGGAUUCUUGACAAUAUUAUGUGGUCUUAUUGGCAUCCCUCCAGCAAAUGGUGUCAUUCCACAAUCUCCUAUGCAUACUAAAAGCUUAGCUACAUUGAAGCACCAGUUGCUUCGAAACAGACUAGUAGCAACAGCCCGCAAAUGUAUGCGUAAGAAUGGAAGCUUGGGACAAGUGUACGAAAGCAUGCAAGAAGCAUAUCAACAGAUGCAGACUCCACUAAUCUACCAAGAACCUUCUGCCCAGGGAUUAAAGGAACUGAAAGAGUCAACCAUUCAAAUGGCUUCAAACAUGGGAAAUAUUAAUGCCCCAGUUGAUGAGACAGUAUUUGAUGUUGAGAAGGAAAUUGAUGAUCUGCUGCCUGUUGAGGUAAAAGAACAGCGGCUCAGUAACUUGCUUCAAGCUACAAUGGUUGGAGGAUGUGUUGCAGCAAUGCCUUUCAUUAAAAAGAUCCCAACCUCAGUGCUUUGGGGCUAUUUUGCAUUCAUGGCCAUUGAAAGCUUGCCAGGGAACCAGUUCUGGGAGCGGAUAUUGUUGCUCUUCACAGCUCCAAGUAGAAGAUACAAAGUACUGGAGGAGUACCAUGCCACUUUUGUGGAAACUGUACCUUUCAAGACAAUUGCAGUAUUCACGAUCUUCCAGACUGCUUACUUGUUUGUUUGUUUUGGGAUCACUUGGAUCCCAAUUGCUGGGGUUCUUUUCCCAUUAAUGAUCAUGCUUUUGGUUCCUGUGAGACAAUACAUUUUACCCAAGUUUUUCAAAGGGCCACACCUUCAAGAUUUGGAUGCUGCAGAGUAUGAAGAGUCACCAGCUGUACCAUUCAACCUUGUAACUCAGGAAGGAGAGCUGGUUAGGACAGCUUCAUUUGCUGAUGAUGGAGAGGUUUUAGAUGGAAUGAUCACACGAAGCAGGGGUGAGAUCAGACGAAUGUGCAGCCCAAAGGUAACAAGCUCCACUGCAACACCAUCCAAAGAAUUUAAGAGUCUGCAGAGCCCACGUUUCUCAGAGAAGGUGUACAGCCCCAGAGUAAGCGAACUGAGAGAGGAGCAAAGUCCCGGGAAAGUUGGAAGAGGGUCAUUCAGUCCGAGAACUCAUGAAGGCAAGCCAUCAAAUUUAGGAAAAAGUGGUUAGGAAUAUGACAUAAAUAGGCAAGUAUUGUACCAAGCUGCCACAAAGAAAAAAAUAUAUAAGUAGAAAAUAGUUUUAUGAGCAUGCAGGAAGUCUGCAACAUUUCCCUCACUUUCACUUUUUUUUUUUUUUUUAAUUUUGAAGCUCUUAAUCUUGGCUAUCACUUUUGUAAAAUAUACUACCUUGCUCUCCAUUAACGGAAGGAAUCAGAUAUUCAGUUAAUAAUAGAAGGCCAAUCCUCUGUUUCACUUUAA